AAGUAGUAGUAGUAGACUAGUUGUACAUCAUCAUCGUCUCUCAGUUUCCUCUCUGAUGAUGUGAGCAUUACUCUCUCUCUCCCUCACUUCAUCUGUCUAUUUAAACUCCUCCUUAAAGCCUCAUCAUAGCACAGCACUGAACACUUCAUACACACCUCAAACACUCCCUGGCUCCUGUCCACUUGAAUCACAGGCUAGUUUGCUGUUUCCUAUCCAAUAUCCAAUUAUCCAUUCUACAGUUGUAAUAUCCCUACAAUCAUUACCUCUCUCUCUGAAACUUGCAAAGAUUUAGGAGAGAUGGGUGUAGAUGAAGGUAAAGCAGUUAACCAUGAAACUAGAAAUACCCUCUCCAUUGCUACGCCGGAGAAACCCAAGAGGAACAAAUUUGCUUUUGCUUGCGCCAUUUUGGCUUCCAUGACUUCCAUUUUGCUUGGCUACGAUAUUGGUGUAAUGAGUGGAGCAGUAAUAUUCAUCCAAGAUGAUCUGAAAAUAAAUGACGUACAAGUAGAAGUCUUGGUUGGAAUUCUAAAUCUGUACUCACUAUUCGGUUCAGCAGCAGCCGGUAGAACAUCAGAUUGGAUAGGACGGCGAUACACAAUAGUAUUGGCUGCUGUUAUUUUCUUUGUGGGUGCCAUAAUCAUGGGUCUCGCUCCAAAUUAUGCUAUUCUCAUGAUUGGCAGAUUCGUAGCUGGAAUUGGUGUCGGUUAUGCUCUGAUGAUUGCACCCGUCUACACAGCUGAAGUCUCACCCGCUUCAUCUCGAGGAUUCUUAACAUCAUUCCCUGAAGUUUUCAUCAACGCCGGGAUUCUGCUCGGUUACGUUUCGAAUUACGCAUUCUCAAAGCUGCCUGAGCAUUUGGGCUGGCGAUUCAUGCUUGGAAUCGGUGCUGUCCCUUCCGUAUUCUUAGGACUCGGUGUACUUGCCAUGCCUGAGUCACCUCGUUGGUUGAUUAUGCAAGGUAGACUCGGUGAUGCACGAGUUGUUCUAAACAAAACGUCCGAUUCGAAAGAGGAAGCUGAGUUAAGAAUGAGUGAGAUUAAAGAAGCUGCUGGUAUACCAGAAGAGUUAACUGAUGAUAUUGUUACUGUUCCAAAACGAUCCCACGGUGAAGGUGUAUGGAGAGAACUUCUAAUUCGUCCUACACCGGCCGUUAGACGUGUUUUAAUCGCGGCAAUUGGUAUUCAUUUCUUCCAACAAGCAUCAGGUAUUGAUGCUGUUGUUCUUUACAGUCCUAGGAUUUUCAAAGCUGCAGGAAUCACCAAGAAAACUGAUCUUUUAGGUGCAACCAUUGCUGUUGGGUUUGUUAAGACCAGUUUCAUUUUGGUUGCCACAUUUUUCGUAGAUAAAGUAGGGAGAAGACCUUUGCUAUUGAGCAGUGUAGGAGGAAUGAUUAUGUCACUAGCUGGACUUGGGAUUGGAUUAACAGUUAUCGAUCAUUCUGACAGUAAAUUAAUCUGGGCUAUUGCUUUGAGCAUAGCAGCGGUUCUAGCGUACGUUGCAUUUUUCUCCAUCGGAAUGGGACCGAUUACGUGGGUGUACAGCUCUGAGAUCUUUCCAUUGAAAUUACGGGCUCAAGGUUGCAGUAUGGGAGUAGCGGUAAACAGAGUUACAAGCGGGGUUAUCUCAAUGACGUUUAUCUCAUUAACAAAGGCAAUCUCAACCGGUGGAGCUUUUUUCCUUUUCACCGGAGUUGCAUCUAUAGCUUGGAUUUUCUUCUUUACGUUCUUACCUGAAACACAGGGUAGAACUCUGGAAGAUAUGGAUACGCUGUUCAGUGGUUUUCACUGGAGAGAUUCAAAGAGCAAAGGUAAUGCCGUCAAACAAGAUAAAGCUGAUAAUGGUCAAGUUCAAAUGGCGACUAACGGUCAACCAGCUUAAAAUUUGGAUACGGGAGUUUAGUAAAUAUGUAAGGGGGUUUAGUUUAAGUUUGUUUGGCAGAUUAUAAUUAUAAUUAAAAAGUUUCUUUUUCCUUCUUGUUGCUAUGAUGAAUCGAAAGAUCGAAAUGAAAUGGAAUAAAUUAACAAUUUAAGCUUAA
Molecule: messenger RNA, 2035 nt
Organism: Papaver somniferum (opium poppy)
Lineage: Eukaryota; Viridiplantae; Streptophyta; Magnoliopsida; Ranunculales; Papaveraceae
Product: polyol transporter 5-like
Exons: 2
Coding region: 298-1878 (526 amino acids)
Biological process (GO): transmembrane transport
Cellular component (GO): membrane
Molecular function (GO): carbohydrate:proton symporter activity
Source: RefSeq, a predicted model, not a curated record